Fomitopsis serialis is the source of this 1277-nucleotide messenger RNA. Its product is annotated as glycoside hydrolase family 43 protein. Bases 121 to 1146 code for a protein of 341 amino acids. The transcript is spliced from 6 exons. Gene Ontology annotation, molecular function: hydrolase activity, hydrolyzing O-glycosyl compounds. NCBI's taxonomy places the organism in Eukaryota, Fungi, Basidiomycota, Agaricomycetes, Polyporales, Fomitopsidaceae. Gene Ontology annotation, biological process: carbohydrate metabolic process. The record is from RefSeq and is a predicted model, not a curated record.
GGCCAGCUGAGUGGUGCACGAAACACUUCCAUUCUUCCUCUUCAUAGUGGAGUGACGUUCCACGCCUCCGCUAUAUAACUUUACCGUGCUGCAUCUCCUUUGCUUUACCUUGUCUUCACGAUGCAGCACUUAAGUUUCGCGUUUGCCCUUCUCGCUUUUCUAUCCUUCUUCCAUUCGACGACCUGUGUACCAAUGCGGCGCGCAACGUACCAUAAUCCCAUCGUCCCCGGGAUCGGCGCCGACCCCUGGAUGAUCCAGCACGGCAGCGACUACUACCUCACCUACACGACGGGCACCAACGUCCAGCUCCGCAAGUCGUCGAACAUCGCGCAGUUCAACGUGACCCCGACCGUCGUGUACACCCCCGCCAACGGCAGCGGCCUCAGUGCCGUCUGGGCCCCGGAGCUGCACUACAUCGGCGGCGAGUUCUAUAUCUACGUCGCGAUGGUCAACGGCAGCGACGCGAACAACCACCACAUGUACGCGCUGAAGGGGAAGAGCCAGGAGCCGCUCGAUGGGUUUGACUUUGUUGGUGAGGUCGGCACUCCGGACAACAACUGGGCGAUCGACGGCACUGUCUUUCAGUACGAGAACGGCGAGCUGUACUUCAUCUGGUCCGGCUGGGCAAACACCACCGCGACGAUGUGGCAGAACCUCUACAUCGCCAAGAUGGACUCGCCUACGAAGAUCACGGGCGAGCGCGUCCUCAUCCACCAGCCGAACCUGGCGUGGCAGCAGACCGUCGACAGCAGCGGAACCCACGCCAUCAACGAGGGUCCAGAGAUCCUGGUCCACAACAACAGGACGUUCCUGAUCUACUCCGCCGCGGCGAGCUGGACGGAAAACUACUGCCUCGCCAUGAUGGGCAUCGACGGCGGUAAAGACCCCCUCGUCGCGAGCAACUGGUGGACGCUCGACAGCCGCCCCGUGUUCUCCAAGUCCGCCGUCGCGUUCGGCCCCGGCCACGCGAGCUUCACGUACGACCACGACGGCACGCCGUACAUCGUCUACCACGCCAUGGCGGACCCGAACGCGGGCUGGAACGGCCGCACGAUCCGCACGCAGACCUUUGGCUGGAACGACGAUAGCUCGCCUGCGUUCCCAUCCCCGGUGGGACUGAACACGUCGCUGCCGUUGCCAGCUUGAAUCAGAAGGGUAGGGUGAAGGCUGUUGGAACGGACCUCGCAAUGCAUGUCACAGAACGGACCGGACGUUUUAAUGUACGCUACAUAAUAGUUAUUGCAGUGUUAGCGAAUACACCGUCUUUAUUGAGCCUA